CACGCACGCACCCAUAACAUAAAAGAACAUUAUAUUAUACUCCAUAGAAUAUCUUCUUUUUCUUCUUCAAUCAAUCUUCUCCAUCCAAAUUUAUUCUUCAAAUUUCAUCUCUUCUAUGUUACAAAUUCAUCACCUUCAAGAAACUUAUGUAACUAACUCUAUGAUGAACUGCACCGAAAGGUCUUUGUGCUUGUAACUGAAGAGUUUGAAACAAGGGACAUAUGCAAGCUACUUUUCAGGGUAGGAGAAAGAAGAAAUUUAUUAUGGAUUAUUUUAAUGUUUAUCUAUGAUGAUGUAAUAAUAUUUAUUAAUAAUAAAGUUUGCGUUUUUAUUUUAUUUAUUUAUUUAUUAUUAUUGUCUUUGGUUGGUAAAGUUUGAAUUUUGAACAAGUUAUAGCUCUAAGAUGCUUUUGGGGUUUCAUUUGUAGAAAACAAGUUUUGUUUUUGUUUUGUCAAAAAAUUUUGUGGGUAACAAUUGAAAUGAGGAAUUGGGGUAUAGUUUAAGGUUGUUGCAGAAUGAGUUUCAGAAACAGGAACAUUGAAGUGGAAGAGAGGGAAUGUGAAAAAUCAGUGUUGGGGACAAAUGGGUCAUUAACAAGUACUACACAGUUUACAAUUGAUGAGAAUCUUCUAGUUGACCCUAAAUUGCUCUUUAUUGGUUCCAAAAUUGGUGAAGGAGCUCAUGGAAAAGUUUAUCAAGGAAGAUAUGUAGAUCAAAUUGUUGCUAUCAAAGUUCUGCAGCGUGGGAGCACCUCAGAAGAAAGAGCUUCGCUUGAAAAUCGUUUUGCACGGGAAGUUAAUAUGAUGUCUCGUGUCCACCAUGACAAUCUUGUAAAGUUUAUCGGAGCAUGUAAGGAUCCUCUAAUGGUGAUAGUUACAGAGCUAUUACCUGGGAUGUCACUGCGAAAAUACUUGACGAGUAUCCGUCCUAAUCCAUUAGACAUUCACGUGGCUAUAAACUUUGCCCUUGAUAUUGCUCGAGCGAUGGAUUGGCUUCAUGCUAACGGGAUCAUCCAUAGAGAUCUAAAACCUGACAAUCUGUUGCUUACAGCAAAUCAGAAGUCUGUAAAACUUGCAGAUUUUGGUCUUGCAAGAGAAGAAUCGGUGACCGAAAUGAUGACUGCAGAAACAGGAACAUACCGAUGGAUGGCACCAGAGUUGUACAGUACUGUAACAUUGCGUCAAGGAGAGAAAAAGCACUAUAACAACAAGGUUGAUGUGUAUAGCUUCGGAAUUGUUUUGUGGGAGCUACUAACAAAUCGGAUGCCUUUUGAAGGAAUGUCUAAUUUACAGGCUGCUUAUGCUGCUGCCUUCAAGAUUGCAGCAAGAGAGGCCAAAAAUUCCAGAUGAUAUAUCACCUGAUCUUGCUUUUAUCAUACAAUCAUGCUGGGUUGAAGAUCCGAACAUGAGACCAAGCUUUAGUCAGAUCAUCCGAAUGCUCAACGCGUUUCUCUUCACACUCUCACCAGUAUCUCCUCCCUUGCCAGAACCCGACAAUGAGCCUGAGGCGGCAACAACGAGUAAUGGGACCAUUACUGAGUUUUCUGCCCGGAACAAAGGAAAGUUUGCUUUUCUUCGCCAGUUGUUUACUUCAAAAAGGAUAAAAAACUAACAGUAAGUGCUAAACCGUUUACCAUUCCAUUUUGCUACAGUAUAUAAAUUUUAGUACAUUCAUUGAGUAACCUCUAAGCAGAAAGUUGUAACAAUUUCCACAAAAGAAUAGAAUGUUGUUUAUAGACUUUUUGAAAAAGCAAGGUAAAACAAAAAGGAUUGUUUACAUUACACUAUCUAAUUGAACUUGUUGUAAAGGAACACAUUGGUUUAGCAUUUCAUGUGUCGAGAAUUAAAUGUUAUUUUUAAUGUGU
Molecule: messenger RNA, 1864 nt
Organism: Trifolium pratense (red clover)
Lineage: Eukaryota; Viridiplantae; Streptophyta; Magnoliopsida; Fabales; Fabaceae
Product: serine/threonine-protein kinase STY13-like
Exons: 7
Coding region: 516-1349 (277 amino acids)
Biological process (GO): protein phosphorylation
Molecular function (GO): protein kinase activity; ATP binding
Source: RefSeq, a predicted model, not a curated record